Sycon ciliatum is the source of this 1980-nucleotide messenger RNA. Its product is annotated as lysophosphatidylcholine acyltransferase 2-like. The transcript has 13 exons. Bases 210 to 1664 code for a protein of 484 amino acids. NCBI's taxonomy places the organism in Eukaryota, Metazoa, Porifera, Calcarea, Leucosolenida, Sycettidae. The record is from RefSeq and is a predicted model, not a curated record.
UGCUGAUUUGGACGGGACGAAGGAGAUUUCCUCCGUGGGUCUCUCUCUCUCUCUCUUUCAGCACUCAUCAUUCGAACACGGAUUGAACGACGUGGUGCCUUAUACUGUCUAGUUGUGAAAGAGCACCACCAGUCCUUCAUUGCAUGCAUGCAGUGCCUAGAAUUCUUGAUUUUGCACAUUUUGAAUAGUUGGAAAGAAUAGCCAAAACGAUGGGAAGGGUGAGGCGACUUCCGGAGCCGAAAACCGGUAGCAGUAACCCAUUUGUAUACGACAUUGAAUACACUCCAUGGAUGCGCUUCAAGUUGCUGACAGGAGCUCUCAUCAUGUUCCCCAUCCGAUUAUUGUUGAGCUUCAUCAUCGUUCCGAUCGUUCUUAUCUGUGUCCGGCUGGGUGGUAUGGGCUGGAAGACUGGCCAGCAUCUGAAGCCAUGGCAAAAAUUCCUAAUGCUGAGCAUUACGCCGCGAGUUGUCCGUGCCUGGACUUUCCUUGUAUUUGGCUACUACACGAUCACGGUAAAAGGAAAACGCGCCAAGCUCUCGGAAGCACCGAUCGUUAUCAUUACUCCGCACUCCCAUGUUAUGGACUCGUGGAUGUUGAGCUUGUUCUGCUGGGGUUCUUCAAUGUCGCGGAGAGAAAAUGAAAACCUCCCAAUUCUUGGAACUUGCUUGAAAUCCUGCGAGCCAAUCUGGGUGGACCGAACUUCGGCCAAGGGUAAAAGCGUUGUUGAUGAAGUCAUCAGCCGCGUCACCUCUCCCGGCCAGUGGAUCCCAGUUGUCAUCUUCCCUGAAGGAACUGUGCAUAAUACAGAGGCUGUGAUUGGCUUUAAGACUGGUGCAUUCCGACCUGGUGUUCCAGUACAGCCCGUGCUGCUACGCUACGCCAUGCCUGCCAUUGGCAUCUGGAGUCACUUUGGACAUUCGCUGCCUAUGACGCUGCUACUGGUCAUGUGUAAAUGGAGUAACGAUCUUGAAGUUGAGUAUUUACCUCCUUACAAUCCGUCAGAAGAGGAGAAGAAAGACGCCCAACUCUACGCAAUGAACGUCCGUGAUGUGGUAGCAAAAGAAUUGGACAAGCCAAAGACCGACUAUGCUUUGGAGGACCUUCGCCUGGUGCAGUGGUGUUUUGAUGCUGGCUUGCCUAACGAUGCCGGGCUGGUUGAGUACAAUAUGAUGAGCAGAGUGUUCAAUGUGCGUCUGUCUGACCUGAAGGUCAUCGUUGAGCGCUUCAUUAGUAUGAACACGAGCAAGAGUGGUGUGGUGAGCUGUGAAGAGUUCCUGUCCUAUCUGCAAUGGCCCGUCCAGGAUCAUGCUCAGCUCCUCUUUACUGAGUAUGACACAUGUUCAGACAAUGGUAGACUGCGCUUCCGAGAGUACGCUGUUGGCACAUUUGAUCUAGUUAUGAAAGUGCCAGGCGGCGACAGCAUCGCCUCGCAAGCAUACAAGGCUCUCAGUGGUGGUGGCAACAAGCUAUCUGCCAGCAGUAUGUUUGAUUACAUGCAGCGUCAUGGCCACUCCAAUGUUAGCAAGGACAGCGUCGAGAAGUUCUUGUACAAGAUGUCGCAGAGUCACGACUUGAGUGAAAGCGGAUUGUCAGCGUAUCUUGAAGGCAGUCCGGACCUGAAGGUACUGCUGUUCUGGCUUUUGAAUGGCACUGACAAACUCUAGGAUGACACCGUGGUGUCAGUGUGCCUGUACCAUUGCUCUGGCUAGCAGCUGCCACCAGUGCUAUGUGCUGUUAAUCAAAUUUAUCAUUUCCCCUUUAAUUUAAUCUCGCAUGUUGCGAAUUGCUGCUGGUCUAUUUUACCGGCAUUAGUGAUGCAAUCUAUUCAUCGUGAGAGAGAACCCCCCCCCCCCCCCCCCCAAGACACUUGAUUUAUUUUGUUGAUUUAGUAACUUAUUUGCUUUCCUGGUGUAAACAUAUUUACGAUUGUGGCGAAGCCUUGAUAAUGUUGAGUUCCUUGAAAAGAUUAUGCCAAAAGUG